ACAUCAACCACUCCCUCAUUAUAGGCUACACAAAAUGCACACACACACACACAUUUUUCCUGUCCCACCAGUUUUUAAACGGAUAUCAAACAUUUUACUGGGUCUUAAAUCCAGACAAGGAUUGAUUUACAUUACUGGUGAUUUAUCUACUGUCGUACUUGUGACCAGUAUUAAUAGGAUAAACUAAAUCCUUUUGUGACAAUAUUGGGAGGAACAAUGCGCUUUAUUAAGCCAUAUGUUCUGCUUGUUAUUGCUGGAAUAUUCUUGCUUCUCGGGUAUGUCUACUUCAGCUUCUUCUCUGAAAGACUCAACAGAGAAAUGACAAUUGAUGAGGACCAGCAGAUGUACUGAUGUGGUGGCAGUGACCCCGUGGUUGGCACCCAUCGUCUGGGAAGGCACCUUUGACGCUGUGCUAAUCGACAACAUCUACAAGCCCAUGAACCUCACCGUAGCAACCACUGUGUUUGCCGUUGGAAAAUACGUCAGGUUUCUCCAAGAUUUUCUGGAGACGGCAGAGAAGCACUUCAUGGUCGGCUUCCACGUGCGCUACUACGUUUUCACUGAUCGUCCCCACGAUGUUCCUUCAGUGAACCUGUCUCAGGGGAGACAUCUGAGUGUGAUCCAGGUCCCGGGUUCAAACCGCUGGCAGGAGAUAUCAGCCCGCAGGAUGGAGAUCAUCCAGACCACCAUCGAACGUCAGAUCAGAGGAGAAGCCGACUACAUCUUCUGUCUGGACGUAGACAGCAAGUUCCACGCUCACUGGGGGUCCGAGUCUCUUGGAAGGCUGGUUGCUGUGAUACACCCAGGCUACUACGAGCAGACCCGUGACCGCUUCCCGUACGAACGGCGUCCAGCCUCAACGGCCUACAUCCCCAUGGAUGAGGGAGACUACUACUAUGGCGGGGCUAUGAUCGGAGGGUUCGUGGAGGAUGUGUACACACUAGCAAAGGUAUGUCGGACCCGGUUUGAGGAGGAUGCAGGGAAUUCCAUCGAGGCUGCUUGGCAGGAGGAGAGCCACCUCAACAGGUACCUGCUCGACAACAAGCCCAGCAAGGUGUUGUCUCCAGAGUACCUGUGGCAGGACUUCAAGGCCAAAACCAAAGAGGUCAAAGUAAUUCGCUUCUCAGGGGUCAUUAAAAACUAUGCUGAUGUUCGUCCCAAUGUAUAAAAAUAGGUAGUGGCUAUUAGACCGGCAGAAGAAAAACUUAAGUUAGUCGUAGCGGUAAAAUUAAUUGAGUUUAGGUUAAGGAACAAGGGUUAAGUUUAACUUUAGGUAUAGUUUGACUGAGGUUAAUGUUUGGGUUACGGUUAGGGAAAGGCAUAAUAACAGUAAUUUUGGGGGUGCUUAUAUUGGUCACCUGUGGGUGUUUCUUGUACAAAUGUGUAAUGGAAAUGUGUUUCUUGCAUAUCACAACUCCUGAGAGUGGGGUCACGGGCCAGGGUCACCAUUAACUUAUUUCAUUCUGUAUUCUAUCUAUUUUGCAUGUUGAUUACUGUGAGGGAACAAAGAAAUAUGCAAAAAAUGUAACAAUGGUUGCAAUAAUAGUAAUAUGUUAUUUUCUUGAAAUAAAUGUUUUACCAU
Molecule: messenger RNA, 1582 nt
Organism: Oncorhynchus mykiss (rainbow trout)
Lineage: Eukaryota; Metazoa; Chordata; Actinopteri; Salmoniformes; Salmonidae
Product: globoside alpha-1,3-N-acetylgalactosaminyltransferase 1
Biological process (GO): carbohydrate metabolic process
Cellular component (GO): membrane; Golgi apparatus; vesicle
Molecular function (GO): hexosyltransferase activity
Source: RefSeq, a predicted model, not a curated record